Botrytis porri is the source of this 1902-nucleotide messenger RNA. RefSeq lists its product as uncharacterized. Lineage: Eukaryota; Fungi; Ascomycota; Leotiomycetes; Helotiales; Sclerotiniaceae. Gene Ontology annotation, cellular component: MUB1-RAD6-UBR2 ubiquitin ligase complex. Bases 1 to 1902 code for a protein of 633 amino acids. The record is from RefSeq and is a predicted model, not a curated record. The transcript has a single exon. Gene Ontology annotation, biological process: establishment or maintenance of cell polarity; ubiquitin-dependent protein catabolic process.
AUGAGAGAAGUCAACUUCAGCAUCCCAAAUGUCAAUAAGGCUUCGGUCGGUAUCACGACAGCUUUGUACGAUCGUCGAGCCCUGGAUUGUACUUCGACACUACCUCUGAUCAAUUCGCUCAAUCAUCUUGCUUAUCUCACCACUUCAUCCGCUAGAAUUAGAGAUAUCCUGACGGUCGAUGGAGGUGUCGAAAGAUUAGUGUGCCUCUUGAAGGCUGGGCGAAGUAAAGACAUGAUGGAUAUGUGGAAAUGGAAUUUGGCUUUUCAAUGUGUCGUGAACAUUGGUGUACGAGGUUCGGAAAACGUUCGAACCAGGGUUGUUGAAGCAGAUAUGGUUCCAGUCAUCGCAACAAUUCUCGACAAUUACAUUAAAGUGGUUGAUAGAUGCAGAGAGAAGGCCGAAGAAGCCAAGCAGAAAGCUUUGUUGGAACAUAGACAUCAAAAUGGGAGAUCAGGAGAACAUCGAAGUACACACAAGGGGCCUUCAUUUGGUAAUCGAGCAUCGCGAUUUGAAUCCGAAUUUCGAGCAUCAAGGCGUCAACCACCUCCACCUUCUCUCGACAUUCCCUCGAACCUCUCGGCGGGUGCCACGUUGAUGAAUGGCUCGGAUGCCAUGGAUAUUACACCAACUGGGCCUCAAUUCGCUCUCACAUCUCCUCCAGAGCGAACUACAUUCUCUGUUCACAGACAUCACCAUCAUAGAAAUCAGGAUGCAAGACAACAUUUCUUAUCACCACGCCAUAAUAUUCAACCACUUGCGACUGCAGUCCCUUCGAUGGACACAGCCGAUGGAUUUAAUAUCAGACCUGUUCGAGAUGUUGACCGUUUACCAUCAAUGCUACCAGGAUUCCAGGGUGGUUUGGCAUCUCAGCCCGAAUCACCAACAACUCCUCUACCUCCCGCACAAAUGCGAUCACCUACCGUUCGAGCGACAUCAAUGUCCGUUGGUACCCCUCGAUCACGAAGACGCCCAUCCAUUAGACAUCAAGUUUCCUCUGCUGCUGAUACAGAUGAUAUGAAUGCUGAUAGCAUGGCAUCUGAUGAAUCCGGGGAACCAGAAAUUACCGGCGUGAGCACCGCGGAAAUUCAAGCUACAAAUGUCAAUAUUCAAGAUGUCAACAUGGAUGAAAAUGAUUCAAUGCUCACUGCCGUUGAAACACCCCUUGGUCUUACCACUCCAACCGUGUCCGAAGCACAGGAUGCCGGGACAUUCAAUAUCACUCACCGAUCUGCCAUGGAUGGUAGCAUGAUUAAUGAUGCCACAACUCCAACUGGGCCAGCAAUUGGUCUCUCACCAGCUCAACCUACGACUGUUAAUACACCACCCACCAUGCCACCCACCACAAUUCCAAGAUACUUCUUAGAUCGACCAACACCUCCACAGGGACAAGUUUUGGCAGCCAUGCCAAGAGAUGAAGAUGUGUUAAUGUCUCUCCAACUUUUAGCAUACGUUUCGAAAUAUUGCAACUUGAGAUCUUACUUUCAACAAUCUCAUUUGGUUCCUAAACUUAAAAUUGGUUCCGAACUUCAACUUUUAGAUGUUGAUGAGACCAACGCUACCACUCCAGCCGCAUGCUCAUCUCACGACGAGGAAGCCGAAGAAGAAGAAUACUUACUUCCAGAUGAUUUCAAUAUCUUUCCAUUGGUCGAAAAGUUCACCGUCAGACAUCACAGUCAAGAUAUGCAAUACUGGGCCGGAGUUGUUAUGAGAAAUUUGUGCCGAAAGGAUGAUGCUCGUGGAGGCAUCAGACAAUGUGCAUAUUAUCAAUGUGGAAAGUGGGAAGAAUAUACUCGACAAUUUGCAAAAUGCAGAAGAUGCCGAAGAACUAAAUACUGCAGCAAAGAAUGUCAAAAGAGUGCAUGGGUAUUUCAUCGACAUUGGUGUGUUCAAGCAUCUCAAUGA